Puccinia graminis f. sp. tritici CRL 75-36-700-3 is the source of this 878-nucleotide messenger RNA. RefSeq lists its product as uncharacterized. NCBI's taxonomy places the organism in Eukaryota, Fungi, Basidiomycota, Pucciniomycetes, Pucciniales, Pucciniaceae. The transcript is spliced from 5 exons. The record is from RefSeq and is a predicted model, not a curated record. Bases 286 to 678 code for a protein of 130 amino acids.
CGCAGUUGCAAAUGGAGAUCCAAGUUCUCACAGAUGUUGCACCGUAUAUGUAGUGCGGUCCAUUCACUGCUGAUUGUGCGGGGCUAAAAGAGCCUGUCAAGGCGAUGCUGGUGUGGGUGCCUGCUUGGACUGAGCUUUUCUAAUUGCAUCCAGAGCAUAAAAAGGGCCAGGUCUUCUUCAUCCAUUUGUCCCGUUCUUUCCGUCCCCCAACAAAUCCCGCCGUCCCAUUUAACACCAUCCAAUCGUAGCAUCUUUCAGCCAACUUCCAAGCAUCACCAGACGACAAUGGCUUUCUCGGUCUAUGUGUUACUCUGCUUAGCCGCCACGCUCGCCAUCAUCCAAGCGCAAUUAUUGCCAUCGUCGAUCUUAUGUGCGCCUGCUUCAGGCCCUCUGAUCACCAGAGACGACUGCAAAAAGGCCUUAUCCAAAUUCUCCUCUGAGAGCAACGUCGUUUUCUGGACUGACAAGGUUGAUUCCCAUUCUUGUGGAACAUGCAAGUUGGCCAUCACUAAACCGAGCAUACCCAACUCAGUACACCACGCUGCUGUCCGUGGAGACGCGUUGACCGCCAUGCAUCAAGGCAUCGACAAAUGUCAGGGCAAACCAACCAAUGCGACCAUCGGCAACUUCCAACCCAUCUCCGUGUUGUUAGACAGUGGCAAUGGCGAGAAAUGUUAGAUUGUUUCGAAAACUUGCUUCACAGAAGGGCCCACGACAUCCAUGACUCGAACUUCCAUCAUGCAUCUUAAUCAAUAGACAUUCUAAAUUUUGUACUCUCUAAUUUGAGAGCUUUUAUCAGACAAAGAAAAUAUUACCAACCACCAUUGUGAUUGCAAAAACCCAUGCACUGAGAAACAAGCCAACAUCUUGAACAGGUC